Hydractinia symbiolongicarpus is the source of this 815-nucleotide messenger RNA. RefSeq names its product cytochrome b5-like. Gene Ontology annotation, cellular component: membrane; intracellular membrane-bounded organelle. NCBI's taxonomy places the organism in Eukaryota, Metazoa, Cnidaria, Hydrozoa, Anthoathecata, Hydractiniidae. The transcript is spliced from 6 exons. Gene Ontology annotation, molecular function: heme binding. The coding region runs from base 162 to 548 and encodes 128 amino acids. The record is from RefSeq and is a predicted model, not a curated record.
UUAACACAUCCCAUUAAAUAUGCGUAUAAACCGCAUUGGGGGAGAUUUGUUGACCCGGCACCUAACCAAAUCUUAUUUUAAAGCUCCGCAGGCUUUUUGCGAUAUACAAAAGCUGACUCCCAUCAUCGGCUAUCAUCUCUGAUUAUCCAUCACCCUCAAGGAUGGUAAAUACCAAAACUUUAGAUGAAGUCAAACAACACAAUGAUGGAAAAUCUUGCUGGUUAGUGAUACACGAUAAAAUAUACGACGUAACAAAGUUCCUUGAAGAGCAUCCUGGUGGUGAAGAAGUUUUGUUGGAAGUUGCUGGAGGAAAUGCGACAGCACCUUUUGAAGAAACUGGCCACUCAACAGAUGCACGAGAACUUUUGGAACAAUACUACAUUGCAGAACUAGAUGAAAAAGACAGAGUUGACUCAAAACCUACCCCAAAGGUUUCAAAAGCACCUUCAAUUGACUCAAACUCGAAUUUAUCCACGAUCUUGGUAGCUGUUUCACUCUUAGCCGUUGGUGUGGCUGUUGGAUACUAUAUCUUUAUAAAUAAAUCUUGAAAGCAUCGUUAGAUUCCCUGCAAACAAAUAACAAUCAAAUGCUAAGCUUACUCUUUUCUUGAAAGCAUCCUUAGUUUCUCUCCAAAGUAACAAUAAUCAAAAGUGGAACUUACUUUAGUCUAAAUUUCAAGCAUUCUAAUUUUUUUCACAUGUACACAUCUCGACAUAUUUCGGCUAUGUUGCUUCUCCUUCAUCCUAGCUAUUUUAUUUAAGAAUCAAUGAUGUAGUGUAUUGAGUCAGAAAAGAUAUUUUUAUUUUAUAACUAGA